Molecule: messenger RNA, 1284 nt
Organism: Paramecium octaurelia
Lineage: Eukaryota; Ciliophora; Oligohymenophorea; Peniculida; Parameciidae
Source: the annotation of a GenBank genome assembly
AUGAAAUUGAAACAAUUUUUCAUCGUUGCAGUCAAACCAAUUAGAAUAAACAAAACUUUGGAACGUAUAGGAAGAUUGCCUUCAAAAUUUUUAUUGUCACCAGUCUUAAAGGAGCAGAAAGAUAUCAAUCCUUAAGAAUUGAAAGAUUAAACUGGUUUGGAUUUUCAAUAUCAGUAUCAACCAAACAAAAUUGGGAGAUAAAAAGAUUACUUUUUGAAUUAAGACCAAUACAAGGAAUUUGCAUAUAAAAAUCCACAUGGCAAAGUCCAUAUUUUUAAUUACUAAAAUGUGAACUUUACAUUGGCUGGAUCAUAAUGGGAGCAUGUUCCAAUAAAAAAUCUAUACAAGCUAUUGCUAUUUUCCAGGCCUUCAUUGAUUAUGCUUUAAAUGAAACCUGAUCAAAUACUUAAAGGCUUUGAUUAUAAAUUUAAAUCAUCAAAGGAUUAUAUAAAUUAGAUUGUCAGAGAACCUGAUGAGGUUAUGCCUGUAGGAUAUCAUGAAAAAAUAGCAGAAGCCUUAUAAUAUGAGAAAUUAGACUUUUUAGAUUAUGAACCAUACAUAAAUAAGGAAAGAAUCGAUUAUGAUAAAAUAGCCACCAUCUCAUAUUAUGCCAAAAAGUUUAAUGCAAAAAUCAUGUUAGCUGAUAUUCCAGCACUCAUCUUUAGGGAAACCCUCUGCAACUAAUUAACACUUCCUUAAUUGUAAUAAUAUUUUAAAAUCGCAUGUCUUGCAACACCUUAAAAUCCAGACAUCUAUCCAAACACUCCUAUGAAUGUUGCAUAUUAAAUAUUACCACAUAUAUUCCUAAAAAGAUCGGAUGAAUUCAUGACUACUUUAAUUGAGUAUUUGGCAGCAAAGAAAUAAUACAAAAGAAUUUUCGGUAUAUUAGGCAACAUGCAAUCUGACGCUAUUGUAAAUUUAUUAGACAAUAAGUCUGCGUCUCAUUUAAAAUAUGAAUUGGAAAUUCCUAAGAUUAAAAAAACACUUUUCAAAGACUUAACUUGCGAAGAUUUAGUAGAAAGACAUGCUAUAUUAGAUGUGAUGUUUUAUGGUGACAUAGAAGAAGAAAUUGAUCCUGAAUAAUAAGAUUACUUUUUCCCAGAAACUAUGGCUAUUAUUGACAAAUAUGCAGAUCCAUAAUUCAUUGAUAAAACUAGACCAGCAUAAAUGAGAUAUUUACAUCUAGAAAUGCUCAAGAAAUACUCAAUAUUCCAACAAAAAUAUUUUAAAAUGGGAAAAUCAAAAUUAAAAGAAGAAUAUAUGGAAAAAGCCAAUUUAGUUUGA